UUUAUUAAAUGUUUACUUAAUGGUUUCCUUUAAGUAAAACUUAUAAUAAACAAACCAAAAUUGAGGAAUGUGAAGGCCACAAAAACUGGCCUGAGGAACUGUUGCAGAUGGAAGAGGGUCUAAAGAGGCAUCACAACAAAUGUGUGAUCCUAGGCUGGUUUCUGGACCUACAGAAGGCAUUAUUGGGACAGUUCACAAAAUUUGAAUGGGAUCUUGUGAUUACAUGGUAAUUUUCCUAAUUUUAAGGGUGUGCUAUGAUUAUAUAGAAGAAUUUUCCUGUUUUUAGGAAAUAUGUACCAAAGUAUGAUGGAUUAAAGGCCAUUAUAUCUCUAACUUACUCCCAAGUGGCUCAGAAAAAAUUUAUGUAUGUAUGAGGCAGAGACAGAGACAAAGAGAGAAAAUAGGCAAAAUGUGUUAAAAUAUUACAAUUGAAGAAUCUGGGUGAAGGGUGUACAGGAACCCUCUAGACUCUAUUUUCAACUUUCCUAUAAGUUUUAAACUACUUUAAAACAAGAAGUUUAAAAGCAGUGGUGCUGGGCAAGUCUCUAUAUCUGGUAUCUUUUAAAUGUUUGGUUUAAGGCUUAUAAGCUACGGCAUGUGAAUAGGAUGAAAAAAUUGAGUUAAUUAUGAACCCCAGUACAAGAAAAUACCUUUAUCUCUGAUGCUGCAGACUGCUUCAUAAUCUUCAUCAGAUCAACUCUUUCUCACCUGAGAAUGCUGGACCAAGCCAAAUCCUCUACCUCAGGAUACCACCCUCUGAGCACCAGGCCAUAGCUCCUGACCCGACCCACCUGCACUGUGGUAUCACUACAUGCUGCUGCACUAGAGAGAUGUUGUCUGACCACAGGAGCUGACCGGGGAGUCUUCAGAAGGGAAAACAUAUGGCUUCGGGAUCACAGCUCAGUUUUUAAGAUGAACGCAAGCUGGACAACCUUCUGAUGGGCUUGAAACUUUGAAUUGGAUGUGGACAUUUUUCUCUCAGAUGACAGAAUCACUCCAACUUCCCCUUUGCAGUUGCUUCCUUUCCUUGAAGGUAGCUGUAACUUGUUUUCUUUAAAAAUCUCUUCCUUCCACAUUUGCCUGCCAUGCCAACAGUCAUUAGCCCGUCUGUGGCCCCACAGACAGGGGCUGAGCCCAAGUCCCCAGGGCCGGUUCCCCUCCCGGCCCAGGGCAAGACCACUGAGGCCGGGGGCGCUAACCCAAGUGGCAUCUAUUCAGCCAUCAUCAGCCGCAAUUUUCCUAUCAUCGGAGUGAAAGAGAAGACAUUUGAGCAGCUUCAUAAGAAAUGUCUAGAGAAGAAGGUUCUUUAUGUGGAUCCUGAGUUCCCACCGGAUGAGAACAGCCUCUUUCUGAGCCAGAAAACCAAGAUGAAGGCCAUCACGUGGAAAAGACCAAAGGAAAUUUGCGAGAAUCCCCGAUUUAUCAUUGGUGGAGCCAACAGAACUGACAUCUGUCAAGGAGAAUUAGGGGACUGCUGGUUUCUCGCAGCCAUUGCUUGCCUGACCCUCCACGAGCACCUGCUUUUCCGAGUCAUACCCCAUGAUCAGAGUUUCAUCGAAAACUAUGCAGGGAUCUUCCACUUCCAGUUCUGGCGCUAUGGAGACUGGGUGGACGUGGUUAUCGAUGACUGCCUGCCAACUUACAACGAUCAGCUGGUCUUCACCAAGUCCAACCACCGCAAUGAGUUUUGGAGCGCUCUGCUGGAGAAGGCUUAUGCGAAGCUCCAUGGUUCCUAUGAAGCUCUGAAAGGUGGGAACACGACAGAGGCCAUGGAGGACUUCACAGGAGGGGUCACAGAGUUUUUUGAGAUUAAGGAUGCUCCCAGAGACAUGUACAAGAUCAUGAAGAAAGCCAUCGAGAGAGGCUCCCUCAUGGGCUGCUCCAUUGAUGAUGGCACAAACAUGACCUAUGGAACCUCUCCUUCUGGGCUGAAAAUGGGGGAUUUGAUUGCACGGAUGGUGAGGAAUAUGGAUAACUCGCUGCUCCGCCCCACAGGCUCAGAUGACAGACCGACCCGGACCAUUGUUCCGGUUCAGUAUGAGACGAGGAUGGCUUGCGGGCUGGUCCGAGGACAUGCCUACUCCGUCACUGGGCUGGAGGAGGUCAUGUUCAAGGAUGAGAAGGUGAAGCUGGUGCGGCUGCGGAACCCCUGGGGCCAGGUGGAGUGGACCGGCUCCUGGAGUGAUGGUUGGAAGGACUGGAGCUUUGUGGACAAAGAUGAGAAGGCCCGUCUGCAGCAAGAGGUCGCUGAGGAAGGCGAGUUCUGGAUGUCCUAUGACGAUUUCGUCUACCAUUUCACAAAGCUGGAGAUCUGCAACCUCACCGCUGAUGCCCUGGAGUCCGACAAGCUUCAGACCUGGACGGUGUCCGUGAAUGAGGGCCGCUGGGUGAGGGGCUGCUCUGCUGGCGGCUGCCGCAACUUCCCAGACACUUUCUGGACCAACCCGCAGUACCGCCUGAAGCUCCUGGAGGAGGACGAUGACCCCGAGGACUCAGAGGUGAUCUGCAGCUUCCUGGUGGCCCUGAUGCAGAAGAACCGGCGGAAGGACCGGAAGCUGGGGGCCAACCUCUUCACCAUCGGCUUCGCCAUUUACGAGGUUCCCAAAGAGAUGCAUGGGAACAAGCAGCACCUACAGAAGGACUUCUUCCUGUACAACGCCUCCAAGGCCAGGAGUAAGACCUACAUCAACAUGCGGGAGGUGUCCGAGCGCUUCCGCCUGCCUCCCAGCGAGUACGUCAUCGUGCCCUCCACCUACGAGCCCCACCAGGAGGGAGAAUUCAUCCUCCGGGUCUUCUCUGAGAAGAGGAACCUCUCUGAGGAUGUUGAAAAUACAAUCUCCGUGGACCGGCCAGUGAAAAAGAAAAAACCCAAGCCUAUCAUCUUCGUUUCGGACAGAGCAAACAGCAACAAGGAACUGAGUGUGGACCAGGAAGCAGAGGAGGGCAAAGACAAAAUAGGCCCUGAUAAGCCAGAGAAACCCCCACAGCCACGGCCUGGCAACACCGACCAGGAAACUGAAGAGCAGCAGCACUUCCAGAACAUUUUCAGGCAAAUAGCGGGCGAUGACAUGGAGGUCUGUGCAGAUGAGCUCAAGAAUAUCCUGAACUCAGUUGUGAACAAACAUAAGGACCUGAAGACACAAGGGUUCACGCUGGAGUCCUGCCGUAGCAUGAUUGCUCUCAUGGAUACAGAUGGCUCUGGGAGGCUGAACUUGCAAGAGUUCCAUCACCUCUGGAAGAAGAUCAAAGCCUGGCAGAAAAUUUUCAAGCGCUAUGACACAGACCACUCCGGCACCAUCAACAGCUACGAGAUGCGAAAUGCAGUCAACGAUGCAGGAUUCCACCUCAACAGCCAGCUCUACGACAUCAUUACCAUGAGGUAUGCAGACAAAUACAUGAACAUCGACUUUGACAGCUUCAUCUGCUGCUUCGUCAGGCUGGAGGGCAUGUUCAGAGCUUUUAAUGCAUUUGACAAGGACGGAGACGGCAUCAUCAAACUCAGCGUUCUAGAGUGGCUGCAGCUCACCAUGUAUUCCUGAACCAAGCUGGCCUCAGCCAAGGCCGUGCGGGAUCACUCAGGAUGUUUCACCCAAUACAGCUAGAACCACUUACCUCAGAGGUCGCUGUAGCUGCCUCCAGGCGCCCCAGCAGGCCUCCAGGCGCCUUAUCGGUCUUGUUCCUCCUCUACUUCACUACCACUCAGCCUCAGGGCAUCUGUCCAUCUGUCACGCCCAAACUAACCCUUUAGUUAAGGAACUUUGUCCUUUAACUGGUGGCAAGUGCCUGUCUGCCUCAGCUAGUUGUAGCUCAGCGGAGAUUUGCUUGGAACGUGAGCAGCCUCAGCUCUGAAGCAAAUGCUCUCCUUAGCGGCAGUGCCCUGGGCUGUUCACAGAAGCCUUAGCCAAUGGCAAUCAGUACCUCCGGUGCUGGAUCCCUCUACCACUCACUGGACAAUCACCAAACAAGCACUGGUUCUGUCUGAUUAUUUCAGGAUGGGUCUGCUCUGGAGGAAACUAGCUCAGUGACAGAGAGCUGGAUACUGUGGGUUGUGACUCAUAAGUUUGGCUGCAUUCUGAAAAAAAGUAGAUCUAAAUAAAGGCAGGUUCUAUUGUG
Myotis brandtii (Brandt's bat) is the source of this 4113-nucleotide messenger RNA. It is a transcript of the gene CAPN3, whose product is annotated as calpain 3. NCBI's taxonomy places the organism in Eukaryota, Metazoa, Chordata, Mammalia, Chiroptera, Vespertilionidae. Gene Ontology annotation, cellular component: cytoplasm. The transcript is spliced from 27 exons. The coding region runs from base 1086 to 3539 and encodes 817 amino acids. Gene Ontology annotation, molecular function: calcium ion binding; calcium-dependent cysteine-type endopeptidase activity. The record is from RefSeq and is a predicted model, not a curated record. Gene Ontology annotation, biological process: proteolysis; negative regulation of apoptotic process.